Messenger RNA from Anoplophora glabripennis (Asian longhorned beetle), 645 nucleotides. RefSeq names its product NADH dehydrogenase [ubiquinone] 1 alpha subcomplex assembly factor 3. Gene Ontology annotation, biological process: mitochondrial respiratory chain complex I assembly. The record is from RefSeq and is a predicted model, not a curated record. The coding region runs from base 48 to 623 and encodes 191 amino acids. Lineage: Eukaryota; Metazoa; Arthropoda; Insecta; Coleoptera; Cerambycidae. The transcript has 4 exons. Gene Ontology annotation, cellular component: mitochondrial inner membrane.
UUGUGACAUAACACAUAACCUUUUCAUUUCUUCAUUUAAAAUAUAAAAUGAAUAAAAUAUACAAAGAGAUUGCUAAAAACAUAUUUACCAAUGCGUGCAGGCGAGGUAUCCACAGGAGCACUAUGUUACAUAUUCCUGGUGCCUAUGAGGGUGAAGGAAAAACUACAAUUCAUAUACUUAAUAAAGAGGCAGAGCUAGGUUUAAUGAUAGAUGGGUACAGUCAGGUUGGGUUUCGCUUGAACAAUGACAUGACUAUUCUAGGACCUAUGGUUAUAUUUUCAAGAUCUGUUUUGUCUUGGAACGUUGAAGAUAUAUCGGAAAUUACGGAAGAAGCUUUUAGUUUAUUUUCGGUAAUAGAACCUAAGUUAGAUAUAAUAGUAUUAGGCGUAGGAGAUAAAGUAGAUAAUUUCAAUUUUUAUAAGAAAAUACUCCCUUUCUCUAAAAAGUUUAAAAUACCUUUUGAAAUAUUACCUACAGACCAAGCAUGUGCCACUUUCAAUUUUUUGAAUUCGGAAGGCAGAUAUGUUGCAGGAGCUAUGAUACCACCGAAAACCAUAGCAGCUACAGAGAAUGACGAAUUACUUAGUAAAAUGAGGUACCAAAAUUUAUAUGAUAGAGAAUAAAUAAAAUUUGCUGUUAAAAACA